Humulus lupulus (European hop) is the source of this 1140-nucleotide messenger RNA. Its product is annotated as dynamin-related protein 4C-like. The record is from RefSeq and is a predicted model, not a curated record. The coding region runs from base 1 to 1140 and encodes 379 amino acids. Gene Ontology annotation, cellular component: microtubule; cytoplasm; membrane. The transcript has 2 exons. Gene Ontology annotation, molecular function: GTPase activity; microtubule binding; GTP binding. NCBI's taxonomy places the organism in Eukaryota, Viridiplantae, Streptophyta, Magnoliopsida, Rosales, Cannabaceae.
AUGGAGAUUCAAGCCAGGAGUAUUGCUCGAAACUUACCUGACAUUGUUAAGAAGAUCAAUUAUAAGUUGAGCCAUAAUAUUUCCGAGUUCAAAACACUCUCCAAGGCCAUGUCUUCCAUGGCUGAAGCCAUGAGUGCUUUCAUGAGGGUCAUUGGGCAAGUCAAGGAGUCACUAAGGAAAAUUCUGUUGAGAGGAGAGUUUGACGAGUACCCAAAUGAUAAGAAGAUGCAUUGUAAAGCUCGGUUGGUUGAGAUUCUUAAUGACUUUUUGUGUGAUCUUAAAGAAUGUCCUCAAAGCAAUCCAACUCGUGAUUUUUUGAUGGAUGAGAUCAAGUACUUGGAAGAAGCCAAAGAGAUUUCUCUUCCCAACUUCUUUUCCCGGACUAUAUUUCUCUCUAUAUUACAAGAAAAGGUAAAUGGGAUUUCGAGUAUUCCUACAGAUUUUGUGGAAACGCUAUGGAGUUACAUAGAGGAGGUGAUGAUGACUGUUCUGAUGAGCCAUGUCCAAAACUAUUACCAGCUUCAACUCUCAGCCAAAAGAGCAGGGCUUAAUCUGAUAGAGAAGAUGAAAGAGAACUCUAUGAAGUGGGUUUCGGAGGUUGUGGAGAUGGAGAAAUUGACUGAUUAUACUUGUAACCCGGAGUUCGAAAUUGAAUAUAAGAAGCUCAUGGCUCAAAAAGAUGCAUUCAUGAGAAAUGUCUAUUCCUGCAAUUCUAUGAACAUUGAAGGUCUUGGCUUGGUUGACUUGGUGAAUCCAAGCAAAUCUCCACAUCUAUUACCUCAAGCUUUUGACUUGAGGAUGAAAAUGGUGGCUUACUGGAAUAUUGUGCUGACAAGGUUUGUUGACUCCAUGGCUCUGCAUUUGCAGCUGAGUGUUCACAAGCUGGUGAAUGACCAUUUGGAAAGAGAGCUUGUAGCCCAAAUGAUGGCUCCUGAUGGAAAUGGGCUGGAGAAAAUGAUGGAUGAGUCGCCAUUGGUUGCCACUAAGCGCGCCAAGCUGGAUGGCAGUAUUAACAAACUCAAGGAAUGCAAGGAGAUUUUAGCCAAAAUCAUGGACAGAACUGCUACCACUAGUUGUGUAAGAUCAGAAGUAGGGGAGAGGAGGGCAGUGGUCAUAGACAGUGUUGCUUAUGGAGAUUAG